Durusdinium trenchii is the source of this 1497-nucleotide messenger RNA. The record is from the annotation of a GenBank genome assembly. Lineage: Eukaryota; Dinophyceae; Suessiales; Symbiodiniaceae.
AGCUCUUCUGAAGCACCAGAGGGGCCGUUUUCAGACACAUCACACUGGCGAACAAAGCCAAUGGCAGAGAUCAGUGUUUCACCCUCCAGGGAGCUGCAUGUGCCGAAGAAUCGAGAAGGGCUCAUGGAUGAGAAGGCGUUGAAACGUGCGAACCGAUUAGCUGGCGCAACUUGGACCAGGUUUCGCACGCGUCCAGCUGGGUCAUGCUGGGUCAAGUUGCGCAUGAUUGAAUUCCAUGACGUUCCAACCAAAGACGGAUUGCCAGAGUCCUUUGCAACUGCAACCAAUUUUGUUGUGUGCACCUAGGUAGGGCAGUCGGUGGCCAGCAUGGACUUGAAGGCCGUAGCUGAAACCUAUAAGAGUCAAGCUGGCAGCAGUGGCAUCGAGGCAGCUGCAGCAGCUGCAGCUGCCCUGAACGCGGCACUAAAGGCAUCUCUACACGGAGGGGUGGUUGACCAAGAGGAGUGCCUGAAGGUUGCACAGCAGGAGGUCCAAAAGGCAGCAACGAAGCGGGCUCGCCAAGCACAAGGAGAAGCUGUUUUGGCAGCCCGGGUUGCAGAGGUGGGCUACGAGGGGCAGGCACGCUCGGAGGCAAUGAAGCUAGCGCAUGACGCCCACUUCACCAAGGUCAUGGCCAAUAGGAAUGAUCGCCUGGCUGAAGAUACGGCCACGAAGCGGGCGAUCCGUGAGGAGCGGGCUGCUGCUGCAGCAAGUCGAAGGUGCCUCUCUGAGGCCAGAGCGAGAUUUGGCCAUCGGUGGCCAUCAGUUCCAGUUGAAGACUCUGCUGAGCCGUCAGCAUAUCCUAGUCUUUUGGCAGAUGAUCCUGUGGUACGCCGAGCGCGGGCUCUUUGCAGUGGUGUUGCUCAGGCAGUCUCGCAGCUGGAAGAACAGAACCAGAUGCUGAAGAAUAAGCCAUCUUUGCAGAUUAACCUGCCUAGGUCACAGCCUGCAAGGGAGCAAAAAACGCCAAAGCCUUUCCAGGGGCCGUUUGACAACGAGGAGCUCAUCGCGAAGGUUGCCCUCUGCGCGGUCCUCAGCGCGGACAACCCCCACAAGAGAGCCCUCCAGUCAUGGAAGCCCGCGGCAAGGAGACCUCAGUGCCCUUCAGCGUGCACGACAGCAAUGUACAGAUGUUUGUGUCGAGCUGUCUACAAAGAGCCGUGCAAUGAGACGGUAGCAUACGAACUGACAAGGCUGAAUGAGAAGAUGUUGCAAGUGCAAUUAUUGCAUACUGCUACUGUAGUCGUAUUUAUAUAUUCACAUGCAGACUGAGCAGCAUUAGAGGUUGGCAAGGGAUUGGGCGGGACAAGACUCAAGCAUGACUCAAGCUAAGAAUGCCGCUCAAUGGACUCUAUGUCAUUGUCGCUCAGCCUACAUGUUUAGCAGUUUCACAGGCCCAAUUCAUCUCCUGCCUAGGAUUUUCAGCAACUGAUGGCAGUGUAUGAUUGACACAGCAAGGAGGCCGUAGAAUCUCUUCAACGGACGAUGUUGCCCGUG